UAUUAGUAUUUCUGAGGCGACGCAAUGAAGCUUUACACAACACAAAGCCAUGGUUUCUCGAACACGUGCUCGUGAAGCAGCUUGUGCAGUGACGGCUCUCGUCUCCGGGCCUUCUCAAUCUGCUAAGCUUUCAACGAUUAUGAUGUCUCACCCUCACAAUUCCACCCCUUCCACAAAAAAUCCAAAUAUCGACUUAACUCACACGCUGAAAGAGUUCAACAAAAUGCUCCAAACUCAGCCGCAGCCGGACAUUUCAUCAUUCAACCCGCUGUUAGCCUCCGUUUCCAAAGCUAAGAAAUAUCAAGAUUUGAUUUUUAUGUUCAAUCAGAUGGCGGAAGUUGAUUUAUCGCCUGAUUACAUCGGUAUGCACAUUUUGCUCAAUUGCUAUUGUGAUUUGAAAAGAGUUGGUUUAGGUUUUUCUGUUCUGGCCGCGAUUUUUAAGAAGGGCUAUCGUCCAAAUAUUGUUACAUUCACUUCCUUGAUUAAGGGUUUGUGCAUUGAAGCUAGAAUAGAUGAUGCGCUAUGGCUGUUGAGGAAGAUAAUUGCAAUGGGUUUUUAUCCAAAUGUGAAAACUUGGGGCACUUUGGUUAAUGGGUUGUGUAGGAGUGGGAAUGUGGAGAUUGCUCUUAGGGUGCAUCAAGAGAUUAGGGAUGGGAAUGUUGGAUGUGGUCUGAGGUUUAAUCCCAGUUUGAUUUACUAUUGUUGCCUUAUUGAUGGCCUUGCUAAAGAGGGAUUUGUGGAGGAGGCUAAGGAAUUGUUUUCCGAGAUGGAGGGGAGGGGAAUUCUGCCCGAUGUGGUAGCGUUUGGCACAUUGAUCAACGGUUUGUGUAAGAUGGGCGAUUGGGAGGGGGCAAAGGAGGUGUUUUUUGAGAUGAUGGAUAGAGGCAUCCCUCCCAAUGUUGUGACGUUUAAUAUGUUGAUUGGUGCGCUUUGCAAGGAGGGCAAAACGGACGAAGCUAGUGGGAUGUUGGAUUUCAUGAUAGAGAGGGGCGAGGAGCCGGAUUACAUAACGUAUAACACUUUGAUGGAUGGGUACUGUCACGAGGGUAGAAUUGAUGAUGCAAGAAGGAUGUUUGUUAUGAUGGAAGAUAAGGGUAAAAAAAUAGAUGUUUCGACUUACAAUGUGUUGAUUAAUGGUUAUUGCAAGCAUCGCAAAUUGGAAGAGGCAAUGGCCCUUUUCAGAGAAAUGCUUAGCAAAGGUUACAAACCAAUAGUUAUUACUUUUAACAUUUUGUUGACUGGUCUAUUUCAAGUAGGGAACGUUUUGGAUGCACGUGAUCUUUAUUCAAAGAUGGAAGGUCAUGGUUUGGCGCCGGUUUCUGCCACGUAUAAUAUAUUACUGGAUGGUUUCUGCAAAAAUGGUUUCCUUGGGGAGGCAAUAGAGCUGUUUCAAACUCUAGAAAAGUCUGGCUAUAAGCUUUCAAGUCUUACUUGUAACUGUCUACUUGAUGGGCUCUGCAAGGCAGGAAAGCUCGAUCCGGCUUGUGAGCUAUUUGAGAGACUCCCAAAAAUGGGCUUGGCACCAACACCUUAUACUUACUCGAUCAUGAUCAAUGGGUUUUGCAAGAAUGGGCAGUUAGAGAAGGCAAAAAAUCUGUUUCUUCUAAUGGAAAACAGCGGUUGUACUCCUGACGUAGCCAACUUCAAUACACUUAUGCGAGGAUUCUGCAAUAACAAUGAUCUUGCCAACGUGGUCGAUCUUCUUCAGAAAAUGGCUGAGAGAACUCUCUUACCAGAUUCAUAUACAGCAACUAUAGUAGUGGACUUACUGUCAAAAAAUGAAGAUUACUCGGAAUUUCUAAAAUUAAUUCCCAACUUUAGUGACAAGGGCCGGGAGAAGAUAACAUGCUGAAAAAUGAGUUAGUAGUUCAUCCCAUUUCACACUAUGUCAGCAUCGAAGAUACAGGAUCAACUACAUUACACACGAACCAUAAAUUUGAAUAUUAUGGAAAUAUAUUGCUUGUUGGCCGUUCCAGUAUGGUACAAUAAGCAACGACUUGGAGCUGCUUCUUCCAUAAAAUGUCUGCUCAGAAUGGGAGAUGGUCAUGUGCGUAGCAAUCAUAUUGUUGCUACAGAGUGGGUGAGGCGUCUUGUGGCUCUCAACCUAGCAUCUUUUCAGUUUCAUCGGAAUGCCCUUCACAGCACGUAAAUACUCCCUUUGUGAUUGCAGAGCUCCAUUAUGUAAGUUAGCUUUGCCUUAGUCAAUGAUUGGAUGCUUCAGUUUUCUUUGUGAAACUAUCUUUUAUCAUUGUCUUGCAUAUGGGAUUUAAAGUUAUUCUAGUUUAUAUUAGGAUAAUUAGGAUAGCUCCAUAUAUUUGUGAACAACUAAAUAUGUUUUCCUUAGCAAUAGGUAAAAUGUAAAAGGGACGCAUUUCUUUGUUGUAGAUAGAAACUAAAAACAAAUAAAGAAAAGGAGCAAUUUGUUAGAGUAAAAGAGAACAAAGACUGGAAUGAUUCCUCAAACAAGAGGAAAGAUUAAUAUUAAAUUAUUAAUCAGAGUAACAAGAUACCUAGAACUCAGGAGAGAUCAAUCCUGCCCAAGCGCACCUUGCCCGUCUCAUGUACACGCCCUAUUUUAUUGACUAGGCCUCAAGUCUACAAAGGAGCCCAUGGACAGACAGCGAAAAAAUAAAAAUAACUAAACAAUUAAAAUGAACAAUUGAUUAACUGAAACUCAGCACAGAGUCUCAGGAACGAGCCUUCAACCACCAUUGAUAAACUCUGACUGCAUCACAUUUCUCCAUGUAUAUCCUUCCUUGAACACCAUUUCCAAUUUCUCAUUGGCCUGAAUUGUGAAAGAAUUGUAUUGCCUUUUCCUAGAGAUGUCCAAAGAAUAGUAGUUUCCACAUCUAUUAUACAUAAGGGAGCCACAUUUUCUUAUACAUAAGUGUCACUUGAAUGAACACACCAAUAUGUUGGAUUGUUCCAUUUGUAGGCUUUUAGCUCUAAUUAAAGGUAAUGCAACUCUUUUCUACAUGCAGGUAAAUAUAUCCAUGAGGUAUAUGGAGUAAUAUAUAUGAGGAUUAUUUACUUUUCUUUUCCGUUUUUCAGAGAGAGGGGGGUCUCUUGAAUAACAAACGAGAAACUGACAAAGGAAUUGAUUGAGUACAACUAUAAUUCGUAUGCAUAAGGUAUUGAUGAAGUACGCAUAAGAGGUGAGUCGAAAUCCAUAAUGGUGAUGGCCUUGUUCGUGCUUGAGGGUUGAGAUUCGUUACGAUAAUAGACUAGGUCGACUGGUAGCAGUCGUGGCCGACAAGUAUCUUGGCUUGUAUCGUAUUAGCACGGUGAGUCCCUAUCUCAAUGGAUUUGGAUGGUGUGUGUGUAGUGGGUUGGAGGUACAAAUGCAAUGCAAGACUGUGUUUAUGAUGACAGUAUAGAGAAUGUUGGGCAACAUGAUUUAUGGAAGUUGGGAAGAUCCAAACAGAAAAAAACGAAAAGCAUAAUCAUGUCUUUUGCAAUCAUUCUUGUUUUUCCAGUUUAUGCUGAAAUGAAAUGUUUCUCCCAA
This is a messenger RNA of Salvia miltiorrhiza (redroot sage), 3505 nucleotides long. Its product is annotated as pentatricopeptide repeat-containing protein At3g22470, mitochondrial-like. The transcript is spliced from 3 exons. NCBI's taxonomy places the organism in Eukaryota, Viridiplantae, Streptophyta, Magnoliopsida, Lamiales, Lamiaceae. Bases 50 to 1852 code for a protein of 600 amino acids. Gene Ontology annotation, molecular function: protein binding. The record is from RefSeq and is a predicted model, not a curated record.